AGUGGUGGGAGGAGGCACCCAAAACUGUGGGACAGAAGAUGGAAGGAGAGAGACCCCCACAGAAAUAAAACCCUGGGGGUGCAAGAGAGACCUCUCCCAUAAAUAGAGGCUUAACAUGGGGACCUGCCUCCUGCACACACCCAUUCCUAAAAUAUCCUUUCCCCUUUGGAAUCAUAAGAGCUGGAGGAGAUCCCAGAGGUCAUCUAGUCUGACCCCCAGCCAUGCAGGAAGCCACAGCUUGUGCAUCAUCCCAGAAGGUGCCAUGACAUCCCGAAGGCUUUCUAACAUGUCCAUGAAACCGCUGGAGUCAUGGGAAGGGUGCUGUCAGUAUGCUGAUGACACCCAGAUACAGGUCUCCAUGUGCCUUCAGAAACAUCCUCAGCCAAGGAGAGCAUGUCUCCUCUGUGGAGGUCAUGUGCUGGAGGAGGAAAAACACAUUGAAACACAUUGGAGCCAUGGGUUCAAGUGACAGGGAAGGAAAUUCCACCUGAACUUUAUGUAGGAAGAAGAACUGUUCAGCAGUGGAACUCUCUGCCUCAGGUUCUGAUGGAAGCUGCUUUUUGGAGGAUUUUAGGCCAUCUGACGGGGGUGCUUUGAUUGUGCUUUUCCUGCAUGGAAGAACAGGGUUGGAUUAGAUCACCCCGGGGGACUCUUCCAAAUCUAUGAUCCUGUGAAUCCAGGGGAGACAGAGGUGCUUGUAUUUUUGUGAGGGACAGGAACAAUGCUGCAGCAGGGGAGGCUGAAAAGAGAAUUCUCAGUCCUUCCCCAAACUACAAAUCCCAGAAUCCCAAAGAACAGAGGCCUGGCGUGGAUGCAGUUUACGAUCCCUGUCUUUUAUGGGACACUCCCGUUGUCUCUCUGGCAAACCCAUGUUUUUCAAUGGCUAGAGAUGGACUUUUCUCCCAGUUUCUUCUAGAUAUCUUGAGACGUACAGAACGGUCAACAUCAUUGCGUUUCUGGGUGCGACGGCGGGCCCUGUUCACCUCCCUGGAGGGACGGGUACGAUGGCGGAAGAAGAGGCUCCUGCUCAGGAGAUGCUGACCUUUGAGGACGUGGCCGUGUCCUUCUCCCCACAGGAGUGGGAGAUGCUGAGUGACGGGCAAAGGGAGCUCCAUUGGGAGGUCAUGAUGGACAACUACAAGAUGCUCGUCUCGCUGGGGAAUGACCUCUACUUGCUUUCCUCCGACGGAAUGUUCUGGAACACUUUGGAAGAUGAAAGUGUCCCUGCGGACUGUCGGGCAAGACCAGUGGACGGGUUGCCAAAGACUUUAUCCUGCCUGAGUCGCAAGCACCAAAACGACCCCGAGGAGGAGGAAGAGGAAGCGGAGGAGGGGUUUGUGCCCAAGGAGCAGCCCCCUGCCCUGGAGGCACCGGCCGUCCCGACGGGAGGCCCCUACCCCUGUCCGCUUUGUGAGCAGUUCUUUCGGGGGAAGAAGGAACUGGACCGGCACCAGAGGAGCAUCCACUUGGGCGACAAGCCCCACGCGUGUCCCGAAUGCGGGAAGGCGUUCCGGGACAAGAGCGACCUCCGGGUCCACGAGCGAAUCCACACGGGAGAGAAGCCCUUCGCCUGCGACGUGUGCGGGAAGUCCUUCCGGGAGAAGAGCAAGCUCAUCGUCCACCAGAGGAUCCACACCGGGGAGAAGCGCUGCAUCUGCCAGGAAUGCGGGAAGAGCUUCAGGGACAAGCAUUACCUCCGGGACCACCAGAGGAUCCACGCGGGCGAGCGGCCCUACCAUUGCGAGGAGUGCGGCCGGAGCUUCCGGACCCGGAGCCACUUUACUCUUCACCAGAGGAUCCACACCGGGGUGAAGCCCUACGUUUGCAACGACUGUGGGAAGACCUUUGUGCAGAAGAGCAACCUCAUGAGUCACCAGAGGAUCCACACGGGAGAGAAACCCUUCCCUUGCGAGGAAUGCGGGAAGACCUUCCGGGACAGGAAGACGCUGAGGUACCACCGGAGGAUCCACCUGGGGGAGAAGCCCUAUCCGUGCCAGGACUGCGGAAAGACCUUCCGGGACAAGAGCAGCCUGACCGUCCACCAGAACAUCCACUCUGGGGAGAAGCCCUUCAUCUGCUGGGAGUGCGGGAGGAGCUUCCGGGAGAAGAUGUACCUGAAGGACCACCAGAGGAUCCACACCGGGGAGAAGCCCUUCCCCUGCCAGGAGUGUGGCAAGACCUUCCGGGCUAAGCGGACCCUCAAGUACCACGAGCGCAUCCACACCGGGGAGAAGCCCUUCGCCUGCCUGGACUGCGGGAAGAGCUUCCGGGGCAAGAGCAGCCUGACCGUCCACCAGAGGAUCCACACUGGGGAGAAGCCCUUCAUGUGCUGGACCUGCGGGAGGAGCUUCCGGGAGAAGGUCUACCUCCGGGAACACCAGAAGACCCACCUGGAGGAGAAGCCCUACCCCUGCGGUGACUGUGAGAAGAGCUUUGUCCACAAGAACCACCUGAUGCGCCACCAGAAGUUCCACGGGCCUCUCCCCGUCCAGACUGAGGAGGCCGAUCUGAGCAGCUUCAGGGAAUCUUCCAACAAAGAAGUGGUUGGAGGAGUUCUUUGGUUCUCCACCCGCACUUCCAGCUUGAAGGUCUCUUCAGAUCUGGGCUGUGUUCUGGAGCAAACAGAUUUUGACCCCGCUGCAAUACUAUCUAUCUCUCUAUCUCUAUCUAUCUGUCUCUCUAUCUGUCUCUCUCUGUCUCUAUCUAUCUAUAUCUCUAUCUCUAUCUAUAGUAUCUAUCUAUCUAUCUAUCAGUCUAGCUCUAUCUGUCUCUAUCUGUCUGUCUCUGUCUCUGUCUCUCUCUCUCUAUCCAUCCAGCUCGAUGGGUUGCCUCCUCCUCCUCCUCCUCCUUGUGGGAAAGGGACCCUUCCGCGGCGGCGCUGUCCGAAGGCGAGUCCGCUCGGCGGCUCCUCCCUCUCCGCUCUCCGGCCACGGAUGUGGCCGGAGAGCGGAGAGGGAGGAGCCGCCGAGCGGACUCGCCUUCGGACAGCGCCGCCGCAGAAGACCUUCCUCUUCCUCUCUGACGAAGGAAGGAAGGAAGGAAGGAAGGAAGGAAGGAAGAUGCUGGUCCCGGCCUCGCUGGUGGCGUUGGAGGACGUCACGGUCUACUUCUCGCCAGAGGAAUGGGAAGAGCUGGCGGAGUGGCAGCGGGAGCUCCACCGGGACGUCAUGCGCCAGAACUUCCAGCUCAUCGCCUCCCUCGGCGCCCAAGGAGGUUUGAGACCACCUGCCUGUGACAUCAGAGUAAAGAAGGAAGUGAAGAAGGAAGUGAAGGAGGAAGAGGCCAGCCGUGUUGGCGCAGACGGCAUGGGGAGGUUGUUCCUUGAGAGGUUUUUCCUCCAGAGCUGGAAGGUCGAAGGCAAAGGCUUUCCUGAUGGGGCUCAGCUGGACAGGUGGGCAAAGGAGGCACGCUGGCCAGUCUGGGGCCAAGGCCCCGAGGCCGAAUCCUGCCCUCUGACCUGCUUGAUCUGUGGCAAGGGCUUUAAGAGCCCUGGCGCUUGUCUCGCGCAUCAGCGUGUCCACACGGGAGAGCGGCCUUUCGUCUGCAAGGAGUGCGGGCGCCGCUUCACCCACCAGCAGCACCUGGGCACACACCUGCGGGUGCACGGGCAGGAGCGGCCCUUCGCCUGCGAGGAGUGCGGUGCCGCCUUCCGCCUGCAGAAGCUGCUCCGGACGCACCAGCGCAAGGUCCACUCGGGGGAGCCGCCCCUGGCCUGCACCGAGUGCGGCAAGCUCUUCACCCACAAGCACCACCUGAUGACGCACCAGCGGAUGCACACGGGCGAGCGGCCCUUCCCCUGCCCCGAGUGCGGCAAGCGCUUCACCCAGAAGCACCACAUGCAGGCCCACCAGCGGGGCCACUCGGGGGACCGGCCCUUCCCCUGCCCCGAGUGCGGGAAGACUUUCAAGGACCGUGCCGGCGUGCAGAUGCACCAGGCGGUGCACACGGGGGCCAAGCCCUUCUCCUGCCCCGACUGCGACAAGGCCUUCAGCCACAGGCACCACCUGGUCAUCCACCAGCGUGUCCACACGGGCGAGAAGCCCUUCUCCUGCGGCGUGUGCCAGAAGCGCUUCACCCAGAAGCACCACCUCCUCAGCCACGAGCGCCUCCACACGGGCGAGCGUCCCUACCCCUGCCCGGAGUGCUCGCGCAGCUUCAAGGACCGCAUCACCCUCAAGCUGCACCUGCGCCUCCACACCGGGGAGCGGCCCUUCGCCUGCGCCCAGUGCGGGGAGCGCUUCCGCCUGCGCAAGGCCCUGCUCUCCCACCAGCAGAAACACCAGGCCCCCGCCCAGGUCACCUGUGCCGAUUGCGGACAGAGCUUCCCGCGCAUGCGCAGCCUGGCCGCCCAUAGGCGACGAGCUCACCCCUCCGCAUCCGGGGAACAGAAGCCGGGCAAGAAAAGGCUGGAGGUGGAGGCCACCACCAAGAAGGCCCUGCCUGAGCAGCAUGAAAAAGGAGGGCGGGAAGAGGGCCAUCCCCAUCAAUCAGAAGAGGCUGGUGGACCCCUUCCCACUGGCCUCCAGGAUCCUCCAGUUGCCACGUUGCCCACCCUUUGAGAGAGAGAUGGUUGGAUCCAACAUGGCUGCGUUUCCACACCUGGAAUCACCCUGUGUCCAAUUUUGGGCACCACAGUUGAAGGGAGAUGUUGACAAGCUGGAAAGCGUCCAGAGGAGGGCGACUAAAAUGAUUAAGGGUCUGGAGAACAAACCCUAUGAGGAGCGGCUUAAAGAGCUGGGCAUGUUUAGCCUGCAGAAGAGAAGGCUGAGAGGAGACAUGAUGAGAGCCAUGUACAAAUACGUGAAGGGAAGUCAUAGGGAGGAGGGAGGGAGCUUGUUUUCUGCUGCCCUGCAGACUAGGACACGGAACAAUGGCUUUAAACUGCAGGAAAGGAAGGAGAUUCCACCUGAACAUCAGGAAGAACUUCCUCACGGUGAGAAGGGCUGUUCAGCAGUGGAACUCUCUGCCCCAGAGUGCGGUGGAAGCUCCUUCUUUGGGGGCUUUUAAGCAGAGGCUGAAUGGCCAUCUGUCGGGGGUGCUUUGAAUGCGAUUUCCUGCUUCUUGGCAGAAUGGGGUUGGACUGGGUGGCCCAUGAGGUCUCUUCCAACUCUACUAUUCUAUGAUUCUAUGAAUGGGCCGGAGGUUAUGGAAGCCGUCCCACUCUCCCCCCAAAGAAAGGAAUAAAACCAGACUCUUAGAA
This is a messenger RNA of Anolis carolinensis (green anole), 5200 nucleotides long. Its product is annotated as zinc finger protein 585B-like. The record is from RefSeq and is a predicted model, not a curated record. Gene Ontology annotation, biological process: regulation of DNA-templated transcription. Lineage: Eukaryota; Metazoa; Chordata; Lepidosauria; Squamata; Anolidae. The transcript is spliced from 8 exons. Bases 1005 to 4559 code for a protein of 1184 amino acids.